Messenger RNA from Varanus komodoensis (Komodo dragon), 2646 nucleotides. It is a transcript of the gene NFE2L2, whose product is annotated as NFE2 like bZIP transcription factor 2. Gene Ontology annotation, molecular function: DNA-binding transcription factor activity, RNA polymerase II-specific; RNA polymerase II cis-regulatory region sequence-specific DNA binding. Gene Ontology annotation, cellular component: nucleus. NCBI's taxonomy places the organism in Eukaryota, Metazoa, Chordata, Lepidosauria, Squamata, Varanidae. Gene Ontology annotation, biological process: regulation of transcription by RNA polymerase II; cellular response to oxidative stress. The coding region runs from base 213 to 1976 and encodes 587 amino acids. The transcript is spliced from 5 exons. The record is from RefSeq and is a predicted model, not a curated record.
CGGCAGGGUACGACGUAGGGAGAGCAGAGGGGGCCGGGGACAGCGGCUCGGCGAAGCCCAGCAAGGCAGGCGGGCGGGCGGGCGGCGUCGCUUCUGGAGCUUCAGUGGCGGCGCCUCGGUGGGGCGGAAUCUCUUAGUCCGGCGAGUGCGAGCGCUGUCUCGCGAAGAGCCCGCGUCGCUAGUGCGGCUGCCCUGCUCGUGACUCUUUCACCAUGGAGGUCGAAAUGCCACAGGAUAUGAACUUGAUUGACAUUCUUUGGAGACAGGAUAUCGAUCUCGGGGCAAGCCGUGAAGUGUUUGAUUUUUGCCAAAGAAAGAAGGAUUAUGAGCUUGAGAAACAGAAAAAACUUGAAAGAGAGAGGCAAGAACAACUUCAGAAAGAGAAAGAAAAAAAUUUUCUAGCUCAGUUGCAGCUGGAUGAAGAAACAGGUGAAUUUGUUCCAGUCCGGCCUGCUCAGACCAUUGAAUCAGAAAAUACUAGAAUAUCUUCUAAUUAUUCACAGAGUGUACACAUUCCCAAGCAAGAUGCAGAUGACCUGUUUGAGGACUGUAUGCAGAUUCUGGCAGAAACAUUCUCAUUUGUAGAUGAUACUGAGGCCUCCUCUGUUGAAUUCCAGCAAGCAGCACCUUCAGAAACCAAUCAAGUCUUUGUUGAUUCUACUCAGAUGCAGCCCCUUGAUCCGUGCAUCCUUCAGGCUACCCUUCCAGAGUUAACAGCUGCUGAUGCUGAGAGUACACAAGACAUAGAACAAGUGUGGGAAGAACUGCUGUCUAUUCCAGAACUACAGUGUCUUAACAUUCAAAAUGACAACCUGGCUGAAGUAACCACAAACACAUGCUCAGCAAACACAGCAGCGGAAGCACCCAUUAAUUUUGUUUUCUACAAUUCAUUACCUGCUAUGGAGAAAGAAAUUGGUAAUAGCAGUGCAGUGUUUCUGGACCCUUUGGAGCCUUCCUGCUCCAGCAUUUUACUGCCGGAAGAUCCUAGCCAAAAUAACUCAUCACCCACAAGCACUGAUUUUUGCGAGGAUUUCUACUGCACCUUUAUUGAUGUGAAAAUGAGCAGCAGCGCAUCUACUCCACCACCAAAUUAUGUGGAUCAGGCACUUGCUGGCUUUUUAAAUGACCCAAUUGAUCUCUCUGAGUUUGCUCAGUGCAAAGCCUUUAACCACGACCUUGCAAGGAAUGGCCCAGAAUGCAAUGAUUCGGACUCCGGCAUCUCACUGAAUACAAGUCCCAGCAUUACAUCUCCAGUGCAUUCUCUCUACAGGGAUACAGGCUUUGGAUAUAGUGAUUCCGAAAUGGAAGAGGUGGAUAGUGCUCCUGGAAGUGUGCAACACAGCAGUGGUCAGAUGCAUUCAUUUCAGAUGCAUGAUCCACUCUCUCCAUCCCUAGCUCAGAAUACCCCAUGCUCCACUCCAAAGCUACCAAGUGCACCCAAAAAAGAAGUGCCUGCCAACCCCGGCCAUGCAGAAGCUCCAUUUAUGAAAGAUAAAUCCUACAAUCAACUUGAAGCUCAUUUCACUAGAGAUGAGCUUAGAGCAAAAGCUCUGCACAUCCCUUUCCCUGUCGAUAAGAUCAUUAACCUCCCUGUGGAUGACUUCAAUGAAAUGAUGUCUAAGGAGCAGUUCAGCGAGGCCCAGCUUACUCUCAUUCGUGACAUACGAAGACGAGGCAAGAACAAAGUGGCUGCGCAAAAUUGCCGGAAACGAAAACUGGAAAACAUAACAGAAUUGGAACACGAUUUGGGCUAUCUUAAAGACGAGCGAGAGAAGCUCCUUAAAGAGAAAGCGGAGAAUGAUAAAAGCCUCCGUGUGCUGAAAAAACAGUUGAGCACCCUGUACCUUGAAGUCUUCAGCAUGCUCCGGGAUGAAGACGGCAAGCCUUAUUCGUACAAUGACUACUCACUGCAGCAAACAAGAGAUGGCAGCAUCUUUCUUGUUCCUAAGAGCAAGAAGCCAGGAACUAAAUUCUGAAGAUAAAGGGAGAUAAGUGUUCCCUGAACUAAUAUUUUUUACAUUUGUAUUUUCUACCAGUAGGGCUUCCUGUGAUGCGGACUUGUCCUACUUCCAAGUGACUUUACACAACUUUCUUUCAUGUGUAUGAAUGCACUCAAAAUCAUUAGUGUUAAAGCAAAUGUAUGCACAAUGGGUAAUACUUCUGAGACACUAGUUCUUUUUAUAUAGCAGCAACUUCACUAUAGUUUCUGUCCUAGUGUAAAUAGCUCAAGAUUUCUUAUUUAUAUUCUGUUCCUAGUUUUACUCAAAUGUGUAUCGUGUGAUUUAAAACUGAUAAUCCUAUUUACUUACAAGCCCACUCUUUUUCAGUUAUAUCAUUUUAUAAAAAAAUAGAAUUUGUAGUUUCUUACAAAUUUUUUACAAGCUUUGCUUUAUCGUAACAGCUGGAAUGUAGCAUAAACACACAAGAUAAAGUAUUGCUAUGGCUCAGUCCAAUCAAAGUCAAGCUCUUUGAAUGUUUGUAACUAUGAAUGGAAGAACUGAACAUUGAAAUCAGUGGGGUUUCAGGGUGUUUAAACUUUGGCUGGACUGCAUCAAAGUAAUACUUUGUUUUGCAUACAAAUGUAUGCUCUACGUGAUGCUAAUCUUUAGAUUUUAUACUUUUAAAAAUAAAGCGUGUAUACUCUUA